Molecule: messenger RNA, 3311 nt
Organism: Erinaceus europaeus (western European hedgehog)
Lineage: Eukaryota; Metazoa; Chordata; Mammalia; Eulipotyphla; Erinaceidae
Gene: AGBL5
Product: AGBL carboxypeptidase 5
Exons: 15
Coding region: 195-2867 (890 amino acids)
Biological process (GO): protein deglutamylation; proteolysis
Molecular function (GO): metallocarboxypeptidase activity; zinc ion binding
Source: RefSeq, a predicted model, not a curated record
GAGGGGCUUCUUGUCUCCUGGCAGAGCGGGGUCCCGGCACCGCGGCGCUCGGGUUUUGUUUGGGUCCUGGCUGGAGGGCCCGGGUGCCGGGGCCCGAGGGGGCGCCUCGCUACCGGGAGAGGGCGCGGGACCAGCGGCCCGGAGAGAGCUCUCAGGGCCAGAGCGGGCCAGGAGGAUGCUUUCCCAGCCCCAGCAUGGAGCUGCGCUGUGGGGGAUUGCUGUUCAGUUCUCGCUUUGAUUCGGGGAACCUAGCCCACGUGGAGAAGGUGGAAUCUGGGGCUAGUGAUGGGGAAGGGUUGGCAGCCCCCUCCAGCAGCCUUGCUUCUUCCCCUGACUAUGAGUUCAACGUGUGGACCCGGCCAGAUUGUGCUGAAACGGAGUUUGAGAACGGGAACAGGUCAUGGUUCUACUUCAGUGUCCGGGGAGGAAUCCCUGGGAAGCUCAUCAAGAUCAACAUCAUGAACAUGAACAAGCAGAGCAAGCUGUACUCCCAGGGCAUGGCCCCUUUCGUGCGCACGCUGCCCACACGGCCACGCUGGGAGCGUGUUCGAGACCGGCCCACCUUUGAGAUGACAGAGACACAGUUUGUGUUGUCCUUUGUUCACCGUUUCGUGGAGGGCCGAGGGGCCACCACCUUCUUCGCCUUCUGCUACCCCUUCUCCUACAGUGACUGCCAGGAUUUGCUAAGCCAGCUAGACCAGCGCUUUCUGGAGAACCACCCUAUCCACAGCAGCUCCCAGGAUGCCAUCUAUUACCACCGGGAGAUCCUGUGCUACUCUCUGGAUGGACUUCGUGUGGAUCUGCUGACCAUCAGUUCCUGCCAUGGGCUUCAGGAAGACCGAGAGCCCCGGCUAGAGCAGCUGUUUCCUGACAUAGGCACCCCGCGCCCGUUCUGUUUCACAGGCAAGAGGAUAUUCUUCCUAAGCAGUAGGGUGCACCCUGGAGAGACGCCAUCAAGCUUUGUCUUCAAUGGCUUUCUGAACUUCAUCCUUCGACCUGAUGACCCCCGGGCCCAAACCCUGCGUCGCCUCUUUGUGUUUAAGCUGAUUCCCAUGUUGAACCCUGACGGUGUGGUCCGGGGCCACUACCGCACAGACUCCCGCGGAGUGAACCUGAACCGGCAGUACCUGAAGCCCGACGUGGCACUGCACCCCGCCAUCUACGGGGCCAAGGCGGUGCUACUCUACCACCACGUGCACUCCCGCCUCAACUCCCAGAGUGCCUCUGAGCACCGGCACAGCCCCCAGCUCCCUCCUGAGGCCCCCCCUGUGGACCCUGAGAAAGGCAGCCAUCUCCAGAAUGAGGCCGACCUUGAGCACUCAUCUGAAGGGGACAACCCCAACGCUUGGCUCCAGAGUGAGCCCGGGGAGCAGAAGGCCGCCAGCGUGUGGAUGAUGCCUCAGCAGCCUGCCGAGGCGGAGCAGCCGACCCCCGACGCCAUCCCCCCCAAAGAGAGCGGCGUCGCUUACUACGUGGACCUGCAUGGACAUGCUUCCAAGCGGGGCUGCUUCAUGUACGGAAAUAGCUUUAGUGACGAGAGCACCCAGGUGGAGAAUAUGCUGUAUCCAAAGCUCAUCUCCUUAAACUCAGCCCACUUCGACUUCCAGGGCUGCAAUUUCUCAGAGAAGAACAUGUAUGCCCGAGACCGCCGAGACGGCCAGUCUAAGGAGGGCAGCGGCCGGGUUGCAAUCCACAAAGCCUCAGGGAUAAUCCACAGCUACACACUUGAAUGCAACUACAACACCGGGCGCUCAGUGAACAGCAUCCCUGCUGCCUGCCAUGACAACGGGCGUGCCAGCCCUCCGCCUCCACCUGCCUUCCCCUCCAGAUACACCGUGGAGCUGUUUGAGCAGGUGGGCCGGGCGAUGGCCAUUGCAGCCUUGGACAUGGCCGAAUGCAACCCGUGGCCCCGAAUUGUGUUGUCGGAGCACAGCAGCCUCACGAACCUCCGGGCCUGGAUGCUGAGACACGUGCGCAACAGCCGAGGCCUGAGCAGCACUGUGAACGUGGGUGUCUGCAAGAAGAGGGGCUCUCGGACGCCACCCAAAAGCAACAAUGGGUUGCCCGUUUCCUGCUCUGAAAAUACCCUGAGCCGCAUGCGAAGUUUCAGCACUGGCACAAGCACUGGCACAAGCACUGGCACAAGCACUGGCGGUAGCAGCAGCAGCCAACAGAACUCUCCACAGAUGAAGAACUCCCCCAGCUUCCCUUUUCACAGCAGUCGGCCUACAGGGCUGCCAGGCCUGGGCUCUAGCACCCAAAAGGUCAGCCACCGGGUGCUGGGCCCUGUCAGAGAGCCCCGAAGCCAGGACCGGAGAAGGCGGCAGCAGCCACUGACCCAGCGACCCACGUCCAGCAGCCUGGCCCCGCCCCCAGCUCCUGCUAACUCUGGUGCAGCUUCCUCACGCAAUGUGGGCUCCUGCCUGCUGCCCAGCUCACUCAACAUAUCAGGGAACAGCUGCUCAUUCCUGUCCUCGGGGGACAAGCCAGAGGCUGUCAUGGUGAUUGGGAAAGGUCUACUGGGGACAGGACCUCGGAUCCCCUGCAUCCGGACCCGACUGCAGGCUAGGCCCAGGUUGGGCCGGGGCUCACCGCCGCCUCGCAGAGGGAUGAGAGGCUCUUCAGGCCCCACAUCCCCUGCCCCCAGGAUCAAGGAGAGCCGUGGGCUGGAGCCGGGACCCCGCUGUGCAGCAGGGCUGCCUCAGGCCAGGCCCCCUCGGCCCCGUUCUGCCCCUGCCCUCUCUCCUCUCUCCCAUAGUCUCUCUGACUCCCAGUCUCGGACUUGUUACAGCGGGGGGCCCCUGGGCCAGUCUGAGGUUGGUUUUGUGCCUCUGUCUCCUCCACUUACUGUUUCUCCCCGGGUCUGAGACCUUCACCUUCAUGCCUGAGAAACAGCCCCAAGCCGGGGAACACAGCCAGCAGGGUGCUAGUCUCCCCAGCCGCCCUGCGACUCCAUGUGGCAGCAAGAGCGCCCUGGACUGCCAGCCACGCCAUUCUGAGGCAUCGCAGAGCGUCGCCCUGGGAAAGGACAAAGCUGGGGCCUGCCACCCCUCCCCUCCCUCCACAGCACAAGACUUUGGGACCACAAAAAUAUAUAUCUAUAUUUUUAUAUUGGGGGGAGUAGAAAAGAAAGCAGCCCCUAUCGUGGGCCCUACUCAGUGGCAGCUUCUUGUUCCAUAGGUUUAAGGAAGACAUUGAGGAAAUAAAAGUUGUUUGGAAAAAUCCAGGUGUAGUUGCUUUGUUUGCUGUGAUUGGUAGAAGAGAUGAAGUGAAGUGUGAGGGCCCCUCACACCCUCCAUCUUGCCUCAGAC